AUGGAUCACACUCUGAAGAUGCUUCAUGACGUGAUAGCGAGGUCAAUGCAACAACCUCAGGUGCAACCUCAGCCACUUAUGCCACCACAACCUACAGUGUCUACACCGAUGUUACCAUUACUAACUGCCAUGAAGAAUAUGAAGACACCACAUUUUGAAGGCGGGACAGAUCCAUUUCAAGCCGACCAGUGGCUUCGAACUAUGGAGAAAAACUUUGAGACCCUGACAUGUUCUGAAGAGUCUAAGAAGAAAAUGGCAGUAUAUUACUUAGACAAAGACGCAACAGAAUGGUGGGAGAGUAGGGAUCACCAAGUGGGACAUCUGGUCACCACUUGGGCGGCAUUCAAACAAGAAUUUGAACGCAAGUACUUCACUCCUGAAUCCAAGCGAAGGCUUCAACGCCAGUUUGCAAACUUGGUACAAGGAGAUAAGACGAGUCUCACCGAGCUAGUGGAAAAGGCUGUGAAUGUGGAGAUCGGGUUGGAAGCUGAGAAGGCGGCAAGUAAGAAAUUCAAGCAGCAUCAAGAAGGAAAAUAUGGUGGAAACCAAAGAUCUUUUAAGGGUAAAGAUAAGGAAAAGGAAUCAGGAGGGCCAAGUCGACGAUCUCUGUUCACAGGAAAAUGCUUUAACUGUGGCAAGACAGGCCAUAAGUCAAGUGAAUGCUUCGGAAAGAAACAUGGAUCCUUUCAGUCAAACUCAUACAAUCCUACAUGCUACACGUGUGGAAAGAAAGGACACAUCUCUACCCAGUGUAGUGUCAAUCAUCCUAUCCCAGCUACGCCAAUCACUGUCCAUCCUCCUCCACCUCCACCUCUACCUGCAAUCACACCAGCACCAAAAAGUCAAGCUAUAGGAGGCAGAGUUUACGCUUUAGAACUAGAGGAUACUAAACCUCCAGGCCCAUCUAAGGGUCCCAUCACAGGAACCUUACAUGUUGCGGGGCGUCCCACACAUGUAUUGUUCGACUCGGGGGCAACACAUAGCUUUGUGGCCCCUGAGGUAGCUGCCGAGUUUGUGGGUUCAUUUCUGAUUGACAGGAUGGAUGUGGCUGUGAUGACUCCCGGAGACCAAACCCUCCAAGCAAAAGAAUGCCUCAGAAGAGUUCCGUUAGUCAUUUGCGAGAAGAUGUUCUUGGCAGAUUUGUUGGUGGUGCCCUUAAAGGGAUAUGAGGUUAUCCUGGGCAUGGAUUGGUUAUCAGGCUAUCGGGCACAAUUAGAUUGUGGAAAAGGUCGUAUUUUGUUCAAGGAUAACGGGCAACGACAAAUAGUGUUUUACGGGAUCAGUCCAAGCAAGUCUGUGUCUUUAGUAGCUGCCUUGAGAGUGGAAGAUUUGCUUAAGGAUGGAGAAGCGUAUCUGGUAACAGUAACUGCUAGUGGAGGACCCGCCAGCAAUAGAGUUGAAAUUACGGAUAUUGCGGUAGUACAAGAGUUUGAGGAUGUGUUCUCAGCGUUGAAAGAGUUACCUCCACCUCGAAGUAACCCUUUCACAAUUAUCUUGGAACCUGAAGCGAAGCCGAUAGCAAAGGAUCCCUACCGCAUGGCACCUGCAGAGUUAGCUUAG
Molecule: messenger RNA, 1560 nt
Organism: Brassica napus (rape)
Lineage: Eukaryota; Viridiplantae; Streptophyta; Magnoliopsida; Brassicales; Brassicaceae
Exons: 3
Coding region: 1-1560 (519 amino acids)
Biological process (GO): proteolysis
Molecular function (GO): aspartic-type endopeptidase activity; nucleic acid binding; zinc ion binding
Source: RefSeq, a predicted model, not a curated record